Molecule: messenger RNA, 909 nt
Organism: Orbilia oligospora ATCC 24927
Lineage: Eukaryota; Fungi; Ascomycota; Orbiliomycetes; Orbiliales; Orbiliaceae
Exons: 2
Coding region: 1-909 (302 amino acids)
Source: RefSeq, a predicted model, not a curated record
AUGGCAGACAAUCGAGCAGCACUAGGGACUCCUGCAGCCGAGGCCCACGAUAGAAGUAGAUCCCAUGCCUGGUAUAAGCCAGGCGAGAAGCUCAAGUUGUCACCUUAUACGUUAGAGCUCUUCCAAAACUACAGUCGAAUCCCCGCCGACCAAGUCGCGACCCAUAUCAUUGAAGUGCGAGAGAAAGCAUGGGAAGUCUAUCCCUACCCAUGUAUUGGCAGCUUCCGUUUCCUCGACUUCGCGAUAACCGAGUCCCCGAUAUUCACCACGGCUCUCACAAAGCUCAAUUCCGGCGGCAAAUAUCUGGAUUUAGGAUGUUGUUUCGCUCAAGAUCUUCGCGCAUUAGUUCAUGCCGGUAUCCCUAGUGAAAAUCUCUACGGCGCAGAUUUACAAUCCGGGUUUAUCGAUUUAAGCCACGAUCUCUUUAAGGAUGGCCACACCCUCAAAUCGACUUUCUUCGAAGGCGACAUAUUCGAUUUCUCAACAUUCAAACCAAUUCGAGGGGAAAUCUCCAAUCCAAACCUCUUCCAAAAGAUCAAGGGCGAUAUAGAUAUCAUUAGCGCCCGCAGUUUCCUACAUUUAUUCAACCCUGAACAGGAAUUUAAAGCCGCUUGCCAGAUUGUUGCCAUUCUAAAAGACAGCCCCGGUUCUAUUAUCAUGGGCCGUCAAGUCGGGAGCUUCACUCCAGGCAUGGAAUCGAUAUCCCUGGGUAGACGAGAAGUGUUCCGCCACGACCCACAGACUUGGGAAGAACUCUGGAACAGAGUCGGAGAAGCCACCGAUACGAAAUGGAAUGUCCAAGCAAAGCUACUUGAGCUAUCGCCCGAUGUCAAAGAUUCAAUAAAAGCAGCCGAAUUAGCAAAUAUUGAAACUAGAGGCUGGUUGGAGUUUGUCAUUACAAGGCUUUAA